CACUUGGCUCGUGUUUUUGUCCGAUGCUAGCUCGCCUGAAUAGCAAGCGUUCGCUCCUAGAGAAGCUUGCCGUGUAAUUUAGAACAUAUUUCAACCAACCAAAGCGUCUAAAGAAUGAGAAGAGUGACUUUAUUUGUUAACGGGACAUCUAAAAAUGGCAAGGUUGUAGCAGUUUAUGGGACCUUGUCUGACUUACUGUCAGUAGCAAGUAAUAAAUUAGGAAUCAGAGCUUCCUGUUUAUACAAUGGAAGAGGUGGUCUCAUAGAUGAUAUCGCCCUUAUUAGAGAUGAUGAUGUGCUGUAUGUGUCAGAAGGAGAUCCAUUUCUUGAGCCCCAGAAUGAAGUCAAAGUUCCUACGGGUCAGCAUGGAGCACACACUGAUUGGUUGACCCUUAAUAUCGGUGGGCGUCUCUUCACCACCACCAGAAGCACUUUGGUUAGUAAGGAGCCAGAGAGUAUGCUUGCUCACAUGUUUCGAGAAAAAGAUGUGUGGGGGAACAAGCAAGAUGAGCAUGGGGCUUACCUAAUUGACCGUAGCCCUGAAUACUUUGAGCCUAUUCUCAACUAUUUGAGACAUGGUCAGCUCAUUAUUAAUGAUGGCAUCAAUAUCCGAGGUGUUCUCGAGGAGGCACGGUUCUUUGGAAUUGAGCAGCUUGCUGAACAGUUAGAAGUAGCAAUCAAGAACUCGCAGCCACCUCAGGACCAUUCUCCGAUUUCCCGCAAAGAGUUUGUUCGUUUUCUGCUGGCAACGCCAACCAAGUCAGAGCUCCGUUGCCAGGGUCUUAAUUUUAGCGGGGCUGAUCUAUCCCGCCUUGAUCUGCGCUACAUCAAUUUCAAGAUGGCUAAUCUGAGCCGCUGCAAUCUGACACAUGCCAACCUGUGUUGUUCCAAUCUGGAGCGGGCUGAUCUGUCUGGAGCCAAUCUGGAUGGUGCAAACUUACAAGGGGUGAAGAUGCUUUGUACUAAUGCUGAGGGGGCUUCACUGAAAGGAUGUAACUUUGAAGAUCCAUCUGGGCUGAAAGCCAACCUGGAAGGAGCCAACCUGAAAGGAGUUGAAAUGGAAGGAAGCCAAAUGACAGGCAUCAACCUGCGUGUGGCCACUCUGAAAAAUGCUAAGCUGAAGAACUGCAACCUGCGGGGGGCCACUUUAGCGGGAACAGAUCUUGAGAACUGUGACUUGUCUGGCUGUGAUCUACAAGAAGCUAACCUGAGAGGGUCCAAUGUGAAAGGAGCCAUUUUUGAAGAGAUGCUGACUCCUCUCCACAUGUCACAGAGUGUCAGAUAACUUGACACACAUCAGUCUGGGCCAAAGGUGGUUUUGCUCAAUUCCUGUCGUGGGCCUCCACCUUUUUAUCCCCAGCUGUUGCUCUCUUUGUACCUGAACGCUGCACGGGUACUUUUAUGCACAUCCCUGGCAUUCCACCCACAUCAUGUUAGCUUUAAAUAUCUUGCACUAGAAUUUACCCAGGGUUGUUCAUGUUGUAACGGUAGAAUGUUUGCAUAUGUCACCAAAAAGUAUUGUUCCUACAUGGGAGUGUCUGGAUUCAGUCUCUUUGUCAUGAAGUUUUACGUAGGUUAUAUGCAUUUCAUAUUACUUGACAUAUUACUGGGAGUCAGAACCAGAUCGGCUCUCUGCAGUAAUGUUCACUGAAUGUUGCUGUAGCUGAAAUGGAACAUGAUUUUUGCUGGAAAUGACCAAUUAAAAAGUAAUCAUUGUAAG
Messenger RNA from Thalassophryne amazonica, 1719 nucleotides. Its product is annotated as BTB/POZ domain-containing protein KCTD9. The transcript has 12 exons. The record is from RefSeq and is a predicted model, not a curated record. Bases 115 to 1284 code for a protein of 389 amino acids. Gene Ontology annotation, biological process: intracellular signal transduction; protein homooligomerization. Gene Ontology annotation, molecular function: protein binding. Lineage: Eukaryota; Metazoa; Chordata; Actinopteri; Batrachoidiformes; Batrachoididae.